AUGGACGAGCGCUACUACCCCCUCGGCACGCGUGAGCGAUAUCGUUUCGAGGAGCGCAUGCGGCGAGCUCGGGAAGCGAGGCGGAAGCAACUCCAGGAGGAGCUGCACAUGAGCGAGUGCACGUUUCAACCAAAGGUCCACAGCAGCGGGGCGUCCAAAGGCCGGGCAUCAAAGCAUUCGAAGGAUGAAAGGGGAAGGGAAAGGGAGGCGGAGGGAUCCCAUCGUCAUUCGGAUCCGAACGUUUCCGUCUUCGAUCGCCUCGCGCGGCAGGCCGAGGAGCUUCACGCGAAGUCGGUGCAGCGCGAGCGGCAAAAACAGCGCGAGGAGCGAGACUCCCGGGAGUGUUCAUUUCGCCCUCAAAUCAACACCACCCCUCGCCUGUCAAGGAAUUCUUCCGAGCUUGAGAGGCAGGGGAGGGUGGAGGAUCGUCUUCUGCGCUAUGGCCGCGCCACGGAGCGUCAUAAGGAGUUGCAACGCCGGCAAAAAGAGGAGGGGAGGUUGAGUUUGAGCGCAAAUGGCAACCUCUCCUCGAUGGAUCCCGAAUCCCGGCGGCUCGCGCAGCGGGAGUUUGAGGAGCGCAACGAGGAGCUCCUGCGGCGACGGGAGCAAAAGAGCGCCAUGGCGGAGUGCGAGGCCCCUUCGACGUCGUUUCACCCACGAAUCUCAUCGAACUCCAUCGCCCUCGACGAGGCGGCGCGCGCGCGAAAAGCGGAAAGCGGCGAGGAAUCCUCCCGCCCCUUGAAACGAGGCGAACUUCUCUACGAAAAAGGCAUGGUCUCCCACGUGAAGAAACUCCAGCUCGCGGAGGAGCUGCGGAGGCGUGAGGAGGAGGAACUCUGCCACGGGCAUAAACCCCAUAUCAACCCUUACACGAACGACUGGCUUCAACGGAGUGAGAAUCAGAAGUUCUUUGCGAAGGAUUUUAUCUCCCGUCAGGAGAUCUACCAUGAGGCUCGGGAGGAAUUGAAGGACCUACUCGCCGAGGAGGAGGAGGCGAAACGAAGGCAAGCCUUUGCCCACGCUCGCGUGAGCUCGGAUACGAUCCUAAGCCAGGUGGAGCGUCUUUACAACGAUGCCGUGAAAGCCUCAAAAGUGAAAUCGUCCAAGGCGGGCGAUUCUUUCGAGAAGGCGUGCCCGUUCAAACCCGAGCUUUCCAAGGGCUCGCUUCAGGUGCUGCGGAAGAUGCCGCACCGCGAGAAGGACGUCGUCUCUCGCCUCACCCGCCCGGGGUCGUCCACGGCGAAAGACGAGAAAGAACCCUCCAAGCGCCGCCUCAGUGGGACGUCGUCCGACAAGGGGUAUUUCCACUCUUCGCGGCGACCAACUAGCGUGGAAAAGAGGGUUCUUGGGAAUAGGGGCGGGCCCCUAAACGAAUCGGGCUCGGACUUCGAGAUGGAUGCCUGCCAUUCGCAACUUUCCAGCUCCGGAAGGCGGGUGAUUCGCCCGGAAGACGCCGAGGCCUUCUUCCAACGUCAGAUCGAGGCUCAGCGGCAGCGCGAGGAGCGGAUUCGUCAGGAGCAGCAAAAAAAAGAGGAGGAGGAGAUGGAGUCGUGUACGUUUCGCCCCAUGACAAACGCCCAUAGCGUCCGGCAAGGCAGCCAUCUCGGGGGAAGAGGGUCGGAUGGCGGAUUUUCUUCCUCCCCUGAGGGCGGAGAGGAGAUCUGUGGGGUGCGGCUUUUUGUGAUGCGGCAGGAGGAGGCGAGGCGGCGCCGUGCGGAGAAGGCGGAGCUCCUCGCCAACAUCGGUUUGAGCAAAGCGUUUUGCGAGUGGCGAAGUAGGAGAAGCGGUGCCCGCAGCCCGAUCGCGUCGAUGCCGUUUCGGGUGAGCACGGGGGUGGAAACCCCACCCUCGCAACGCUCCACCCCGGAGCUGUCGGAUCUCCAACGCCGCUACGCCCGCCUGAGCUCUCGUUUGGUGUCGUUGGAUUCGACGGCGGCGCCGCGCACGCACCAUUUGCCUCCACUACGGAAAGGCGAAGAGCGAACUCCAGAUUGA
This is a messenger RNA of Phytomonas sp. EM1, 1995 nucleotides long. Lineage: Eukaryota; Euglenozoa; Kinetoplastea; Trypanosomatida; Trypanosomatidae. The record is from the annotation of a GenBank genome assembly.